UGUAUGUCAUUUGCAGGGUGCAGGCAGAAUGCUGACUACUGAGGAUGCAAAUAUGUAAUGCAAUAAGGUGCCAUGGAGCAAGAGAACAGAAAUAAAUGGUGUCUGCUUUGUAUUCAUGACCAACAACCUGCCAGUGUUGAUGUGGUGGGCGAGGGAAAAACAAAAUGAAGGAACUAGUGUCAAACAGUACAACCAGUAUUUCUCAAGCCAGGAAAGCUGUGGAGCAGUUAAAAAUGGAAGCAUACAUGGAUAGAAUGAAGGUAUCCAAGGCUGCAGCAGAUUUAUUGGCAUAUUGUGAUGCACACAUUGGAGAAGAUCCCCUUAUUAUUCCUGUACCUGCAUCUGAAAAUCCCUUUAGGGAGAAGAAACUCUUUUGUACUAUCCUUUGAGUCAGUUUUCAAUUAAAAAUGUCAUCUGCUAAAACUUGGUAACAGUGUUGCAUGCUGUUAGCAUUUUCUUCUUCAGAUGUCAAUACUUACCCCAUAACUACAGUAUUUUUGUAAGGUGGGGCAAGUUCUGCUAAAAAGCCCCCCUAAAAUGAAAAAAAAAAAAAAACCAAAAAACAAAAA
Messenger RNA from Prinia subflava (tawny-flanked prinia), 569 nucleotides. It is a transcript of the gene GNG4, whose product is annotated as G protein subunit gamma 4. Gene Ontology annotation, molecular function: G-protein beta-subunit binding. Gene Ontology annotation, biological process: G protein-coupled receptor signaling pathway. The transcript is spliced from 3 exons. Lineage: Eukaryota; Metazoa; Chordata; Aves; Passeriformes; Cisticolidae. The record is from RefSeq and is a predicted model, not a curated record. Gene Ontology annotation, cellular component: heterotrimeric G-protein complex. Bases 165 to 389 code for a protein of 74 amino acids.